GAAGGUAGGCCAGGGUCUGACAACCCGCGGCAGAGAAAGUUCCGAAUGCUGGGCGGCUCUGGAGGCGGGCCGGGCCUGCGAGGACAGGGCGUGGCGCUUGGCCAGGCUGACCGGGAGGCACCCGAGGAGACGGGUUCAGAGAAGGUAUUUCUCAACCACAGCAGAGCCUGCGGGAGGCAGGAGGGUGGGGACCUGCGCGCCGUGGCCUGUGGGCUGGAUCCCACCCACUGCUGUUUUGUUCCUGGUUUUAUUGGAGUACAACCAGUCUCCUAUGCUCAUGCAGUGGCAGAGUUGAGCCCUCAGCGACUGAAUACAGACUUCAGGCCCUUAUAGGAGCUUGCUGGCCCCCUCCCCAGGAGUCACGGUCUGCUCCAGGCGCUGGGCCAUGAACCCGAGAUUCCAUCCCAGAGCGCUCUGAAGCCGUUUGGGCAAGCAGAGGAGUCCGAGGGAAGAUGGCCAUGGCCCCAGGCCCUUCCCUGGCCCAAGUGUACGCCAGCCCCGUGGCAGUGGCUGUGUGGGAAUGGCAGGACGGGCUGGGCUCCUGGCACCCCUACAGCGCCGCCGUCUGCAGCUACAUCGAGCAGCAGUUUGUCCAGCAGAAGGGCCAACGCUUUGGGCUGGGAAGCCUGGCCCACAGCAUCCCCCUGGGCCAGGCCGACCCCUCGCUGGCCCCUUACAUCAUCGACCUCCCCAACUGGACCCAGUUCCGCCAGGACACUGGCACCAUGCGGUCUGUGCGGAGGCACCUGUUCCCCCAGCACUCGGCCCCUGGCCGAGGCAUCGUCUGGGAGUGGCUGGGUGACGACGGCUCCUGGAUUGCCUAUGAGGCCAGCGUCUGUGACUACCUGGAGCAGCAGGUGGCCAGGGGCACCCAGCUUGUGGACUUGGCUCCCCUGGGGUACAACUACACCAUCAACUAUGCCACCCACACGCAAACCAACAAGACCUCUAGCUUCUGCCGGCGCGUGCGGCGCCAGGUGGCGCUGCCCUACCCGGUGACCAGCGUCAUUUCCGUGCCGAGCCACACGGGAGCUGCCUGCUCUUGCCACCAGUGCCUCCACGGCAGCGGGACUGGCCCUGUGUCGGGCCGCUACCGCCACUCCGUGACCAACCUCCCCGCCUACCCUGUGCCCCAGACCCCCCACAGGACCGCUUUUGUCUUUGGGGCCCACCAGGCCUUUGCCCCCUACAACAAACCCUCCCUCUCCGGAGCCAGGUCUGCGCCCAGGCUGAACACCACCAACCCCUGGGCUGGAGCAGCUCUCGCCGUGGGGAGCCAGUCCCUCUUCUUCCGCUCCAGCCUCUCCCACCUGGGACCGCAGCUGCUGCCCCCGGGAGCCUCCACGUCCGGAGGAGCCAGCGCCUCCCUCCCCAGCGGCCCCUCGAGCAACCCCGGGAGCGCCGCUGCCGCUGUGCCCAUGCAGAUGCCGAAGCCCAGCCGGGUCCAGCAGGCGCUCGCAGGCAUGACGAGUGUGCUGAUGUCAGCCAUUGGACUCCCUGUGUGUCUUAGCCGCGCACCCCAGCCCACCAGCCCUCCCGCCUCCCGCCUGGCCUCUAAAAGUCACAGCUCAGUUAAGAGAUUGAGGAAAAUGGCCGUGAAAGGGGGGACCCCGAAGCCAGAGCCAGAGCAGGUGAUCAGAAAGUACACGGAGGAGCUGAAGUCGCCCCCCGAUGAGGACUGCAUCAUCUGCAUGGAGAAGCUGUCCGCGGCAUCUGGGUACAGCGACGUGACCGACAGCAAGACCAUGGGGCCCGUGGCCGUCGGCCGCCUCGCCAAGUGCAGCCACGCCUUCCACCUGCUGUGCCUGCUGGCCAUGUACUGCAACGGGAACAAGGACGGCAGCUUGCAGUGCCCUUCCUGCAAGGCCAUCUACGGAGAGAAGACCGGGACCCAGCCCCAGGGGAAGAUGGAGGUGUUCAAGUUCCAGGUGUCGCUCCCGGGCCACGAGGACUGCGGGACGAUACUCAUCGUCUACAGCAUUGCUCACGGCAUCCAGGGCCCCGAGCACCCCAACCCUGGAAAGCCAUUCACCGCCAGAGGCUUCCCCCGCCAGUGCUAUCUUCCAGACAACGCCCAGGGCCGCAAGGUCCUGGAGCUCCUGAAAGUGGCCUGGAAGAGGCGCCUCAUCUUCACGGUCGGGACGUCCAGCACCACGGGCGAGACUGACACGGUGGUGUGGAACGAGAUCCACCACAAGACCGAGAUGGACCGCAACGUGACCGGCCACGGCUACCCCGACCCCAACUACCUGCCCAACGUGCUGGCCGAGCUGGCUGCCCAGGGCGUGACCGAGGACUGCCUGGAGCAGCAGUGACGCCCACUGCUGCCCGGGCGGGCGGGUGGGCGGGCUGGAAGGUGCCUUCCUGAGGCUGGACGUUGGACAAGGGUGCUCCCCGGGAAGCCAGACUGCGGCCUGGCCCUGCCUCCCUCCCCCUCCCCUCUGGGCGGGGGUCUGUGUGGGGAGCAGACAGCCCCAGGCUGUGCUGGUGGGGCUUACCCGCAGCUACCUCAGUGCGCUGGGUCCUUCUGUCCUCCGGAGGCUGUGUUGGGCCAUGGGGCCUGGGGCCUGGCGCCGCCGGGGGCAGAGACCACCCAGCCCAGCCGGGGACGGGCAUGGGUUCCAGGUCAGCUUCUUUUACCUCAGAUUUUGUUUGCAAUAAAUGCCCGAUAGCCAAAGUCAGCAGGCCCUGAGAUGAUUGUCAGCAGAGAGCGUGUGUGUAUGUGUGUGUGUGCGCGCGUGUGCAUGUCUCGUGUCUGUGUGUGUGCGUGUCUGUGUGUGUGUGUGAGAUCCAACCCCACUGGCGGCUGGCCAAGUGCCCGCUGCAUCGGAGCAGGGUCUCAGCUGCCACCCGUUCAGCCCCCAUCUGAGAAGCAGACGGGAGCACCCGUGAGCCGUGGACGCGGGCCACUCCCUGGGGCCCGAGCCUGCACGCUGCACGCCCACAGCGGCCGCUCCCGGGCUGCCCUCUCUCUCGGUGGAACUUGUGUGUCAGCCCCUGCACAGGGCCCGUGCCCGUCUCAGCCGUCCCAUGCUAGCGAGUGUGCUGCCGAGAAGUGGGGGCUUGGAGGGGCGGGCGGUGCUGGCCGAGGCUCAGCUGCGUCGGGUGGCGGGGCCGGGGCCGGGGCCGGUGGCCAGGCCAGGCUGGGUGACCACGUCCUGCACGUCCCGACUCCGUGACCCUGUUAGGACGGUCAGCUGCCCUGGACAGGACCCUGCUGCCUGCCUGUUGGGGGCCAGGGGCACCUUUGCCUCUGGGAGCCCCCUUCUCUAUUGAAAAUACAAUAAAUUCUAUUUUGCAACCUC
This is a messenger RNA of Oryctolagus cuniculus (rabbit), 3305 nucleotides long. The record is from RefSeq and is a predicted model, not a curated record. Lineage: Eukaryota; Metazoa; Chordata; Mammalia; Lagomorpha; Leporidae.